Lactuca sativa (garden lettuce) is the source of this 1545-nucleotide messenger RNA. Lineage: Eukaryota; Viridiplantae; Streptophyta; Magnoliopsida; Asterales; Asteraceae. The record is from RefSeq and is a predicted model, not a curated record.
CCGGCCGGCCUACAUUCCCUUCCCUCCAGCCCCCAUAAUAUCAUCCCCUUCCUAAUCCUAACAAACUCCAACAAUCUCAUUAUAAUCCCAUUGAUAUUUCUUCUUCCGAUCUGCACAUUCAUCUCGUUGAAAUGAGUCACGAUACAAUGGGGACUUUAAAGGCGGUGCUACAGCAUCCUGAUGAUUUUUAUCCAUUGAUGAAGCUCAUGAUGGCGACGAAGCAGGCGGAGAAACAGAUCCCGACGGAGCCACACUGGGGAUUUUGUUAUUCAAUGCUUCAUAAGGUUUCUAGAAGCUUCGGCCUCGUUAUUCAACAGCUUGGCUCCGAGCUUCGUGACGCUGUGUGCGUUUUCUAUCUGCUUCUCCGAGCCCUUGACACUGUUGAGGAUGAUACAAAGAUAGAUACUAUGGUGAAGAUACCAAUUCUGAUGGAAUUUCAUCGCCAUAUCUAUGAUCCUGAUUGGAAUUUCUCAUGUGGUACUAAGGAAUACAGGAUUCUCAUGGACCAAUUUCAUCAUGUUUCAACUGCCUUUUUGGAGCUCAAUGGCAGUUAUCAGGAGGCAAUUGAGGAUAUCACCAUGAAAAUGGGUGCAGGAAUGGCAAAGUUUAUAUGCAAAGAGGUACAUGAAGUUGUAAGCAUGGCUGACUAUGAUGAAUAUUGUCAUUAUGUUGCUGGACAUGUUGGAUUAGGAUUGUCAAAACUAUUUUAUGCCUCAGGAAAAGAAGCAAUGUUUCCUGAAUCUACCUCCAAUUCAAUGGGCUUAUUUCUUCAGAAAACAAACAUUGUUAGGGAUUUUCUUGAGGACAUAAAUGAACAACCCAAAUCCCGUGUUUAUUGGCCUCGCCAGGUCUGGAGUAAAUACGCGAGUAAACCAGAGGACUUGAAACACAAAGAGAAUUCAGUGAAGGCCAUUCAAUGUCUGAAUGAUAUGAUUACAAACGCAUUAAUACAUAUUGAAGAUUGUUUAAAGUAUUUAUCCGGAAUACGUGAUCCAGCAAUCUUCAAAUUUUGUGCUAUACCUCAGAUUAUGGCAAUUGGAACUUUGACUCUUUGCUACAAUAACAUUGGAGUUUUCAGAGGGGUAGUGAAAUUGAGACGUGGUCUUACUGCAAAAAUAAUUGAUCAGACUAAAACCAUGGCAGACGUGUAUGGUGCAUUUUAUGAUUUUUCCUUGUCUCUUAGGUCCAAGGUUAACUUGAAAGAUCCAAAUGCUCAUACAACAGUAAGCAGGAUAGAAAUUGUCCUAAAAAUCUGCAGGGACUCUGGCACCCUCCACAAAAGGAAAUCUUACAUAGCCGACAACGAUUCAUCCUACGGUCCACCUCUGAUUGCUUUUCUUAUCGUUAUAAUGGCAAUUCUUUAUGCAUAUAGUCAGCUCAACAAAACCAAAGUUACAUCGUGAGAGUCAGUCGGUAUCAGUGUAAUGUCGAUUACCAUCAACGGAUAGCCAACACAGUAUGGUAAAACCAUUGUCUAAAAAUCUAAUUUUUUUUUAAUUUUUUUUCGGUUAUUGUUAUGUAGCGGUAUAGGUAGAGAGUAUGCAA